GUGGGAUGAGGAAAAGCAUGCGAGCUAGCCAAAGAGGAAGGUUUUCUUGUUCACCAUGGAGAAAGCGCCGCGGACAUGGGUACCAUCUGACUGAACGUUCGUUUGUUUGUUUUCCGCUCCACUUUUGUGUAAUGUCCGAGACUGGCCAUACGGCAUGAUGUUCGACAAUGCCCAGGUUCAUUCUGGGCUAUCGACACGAAUGAGCCACAUUUCGAUGCAUAUGUGAAUCCUGUUCAGUGUACGACCAAACGCCUUUGAGGGAGGAAUGUCACAGCUGCACAAGAGAUGUUCUGCAAGUAGACUGUAUCAUCUGAGAGUGGACUGACAACGAGCCUUUUGCAAUCGAGCUGAUGUGUGUGAAAUACGGAGAGACCAUCACUGUCCUAAAUUUUGAGGAUCUGCGAGGAUUUCGGGCUGAGGUGGCAACAUCGCGGGGCAUUCAUUUGUGUAUGUUGACCGACUGUAGCUUUCUCCGAUCAGAAAGGAGACAGUGCGAUAAAGGCGAUCAUGAGGUUUCUCAAAACCAUCUAGCAUAAAGUCCGAUGUUCGUACUGUACUAUCAUCAAUACCACAACAUUGGUCAACACAGGAGAGCUUCGCAGUAUUUGGGUAAAUUCGGCGCCUUUAUGUCAACACAACCUCCGCCUCCGAUCAUCCCAAAAGUGUGGUGCUGAAAGGAUAGCUCACGUUGUUUCGGGAUCCGAGAAGUGAUAUCAGCCUUUUGCUUCUUAUUCUCACAGGACAGCGGUUUCUCUGAAUGGAUCAUUGUUUGGUUUGACUGCGUCAGCCUGGCUGCUAUCGAGGGCUCAUAUGGCUGUGGCACGCAAAAUCAAAACUUUGCUGACGGUUAACAUUCUGGUGUUUGUAGGUAUCAUAUUGUUCUCGGUGUACUGCCGGAUCCAAGACCGCUCCGAAGAGCUCGUCCAAGUCGGGCGAAUCUCGGAUCAAAGGUUAAGGACCAGGAAUGGAAAAGUUGUUACGAACUUGGUGGACAGGCAGUCAAUCCUGCAAAGACUCGAGAGACUUGAAGACGUGGUGUACAAUCAAUUGAAUGGUUUGGCCAAACCCAUGGGGCUGGUGGAGGGACCAGGGGGCCUUGGACAGGGAGGGGCGGCGGCCACGCUGGGGGCGGACAGUCGAGAGAUGGAGGGGAAGUACGAGGAGUACGGCUACAAUGCCCAGCUCAGCGACCACAUCUCCCUAGACAGAACCAUCCCAGACUACAGGCCCAAAAAAUGCAAGCCACUGAGCUACCCAGAUGAUCUCCCUCAGAUUGCGGUGGUGUUUAUUUUUGUGAAUGAGGCGCUAUCAGUCAUCCUGCGGUCCGUCCACAGUGUAGUCAACCAUACACCAGCUCACCUCCUCAAAGAGAUCAUUUUGGUGGAUGACAACAGCGACAGUGUGGAGUUGAAGUUCAAUCUGGACCAGUACGUUAACAAGCGCUACCCAGGCUUGGUGAAGAUCGUGAGGAACACAAAGCGGGAGGGCCUGAUCCGCGCCAGGAUACAGGGAUGGAACGCCGCCACCGCGCCAGUCGUGGGCUUCUUCGACGCGCAUGUGGAGUUCAACAGCGCUUGGGCCGAGCCCAUCCUUACUAGGGUGAGGGAAGAUCAUACGCGGAUUAUCCUCCCCGCCAUUGAUAACAUCAAGUACAACACGUUUGAGGUGCAGCAGUACGCCAACGCGGCACACGGCUACAACUGGGGCCUGUGGUGCAUGUACAUCAUCCCGCCGCAGGAGUGGCUCGACAAGGGCGAUGAAACUGCCCCCAUCAGGACACCAGCAAUGAUUGGCUGCUCCUUCGUGGUGGACAGAGAAUACUUUGGGGAAAUCGGCCUGCUCGAUCCAGGCAUGGAGGUCUACGGGGGUGAGAAUAUUGAGCUCGGGAUGAGGGUGUGGCAGUGCGGAGGGAGUAUGGAGGUUCUGCCAUGUGCUCGUGUGGCCCAUAUUGAACGCACCAAGAAGCCAUAUAAUAAUGACAUUGACUACUAUGCCAAAAGGAAUGCCUUGCGGGCCGCGGAGGUUUGGAUGGAUGAGUACAAGUCACACGUCUACAUGGCCUGGAACAUACCGAUGAAUAACCCAGGGGUGGAUUUUGGGGACGUGUCGGAGCGGAUAGCCUUGAGGAAGAAGCUCAAAUGCCGGAGCUUCCGCUGGUACUUGGAGCAUGUGUACCCUGAGAUGAGAAUCUACAACAACACUAUUACCUAUGGGGAGGUCAGAAACAGUAAAGCAAGUGGAUAUUGCUUGGACCAGGGAGCUGAAGAUGACGACAAGGCUAUACUCUACCCUUGCCAUGGCAUGUCCUCUCAGCUGGCCCGCUACUCUACUGAAGGCUUGCUGCAGCUGGGGCCCCUGGGUUCCACCACCUUCCUGCCCGACACCAAGUGUCUGGUGGACGACGGGAGGAACCGCGCUCCAAGCCUGAAAAAAUGUGAUGCUGUGUCUCGAACGUCCCAACGACUGUGGGAUUUCACACAGAAUGGCCCUAUCAUAAGCAGAGAUACUGGACGAUGUCUGGAAGUUGAAAUGGCCAAAGAUGCCAACUUUGGCUUACGGCUUGUGGUCCAGCGAUGCUCUGGACAAAAGUGGAUGAUACGCAACUGGAUUAAGCAUCCAAGACACUGAAUAGUAAUACCAAGGAGAACAUUGUUGAUGACAUUAUCACAAACAGGCAAUGAACCUCUGAUUUAAAAAAAAAAAAAAGAUACACUAUGAAUGAUGGACUCAGAUGAAGAAUGUGUGUGGUUCUCCACAGACUACAAAGACCCUUUGCCGGAGACAAAGUGCUUUUGAAAGAUCGAGUCUAAAGAUAAAAUAUGAUCAAUAAAUACAUUUUCGACAGCGCUAAGGGACCCACAGAGGAUGACCACGGUGCAAACGGCAGGUUUUGCCAUGCCCAACCUUUCUUACACCCACCUGCAAUACAUGCAAAGAGCAAAAGAGCAAACAGAUGAAAUGUUGUACUCGUGUGUAACAGGCUUAUAAAAUGGAUUGUGUAAGGGGAGUGUUUGUGCUAUGAUCACAAGGGCCAUGUCAAGGUUGGUUUAAAAAAAAAAAAGUCACCAUGUCAGCUAUAAAUAAAAAUCAUCCGGAGGUUCGACUACUGUAUAUCCAAAGUGCUAACAUGAAGAUAAUCCUAUCAAGAUCCAGCUCCCUCAAGAUUACAACUAGCCUUUUCUGGGGUUUUUUUCACCUUUUUUUCCAUUUGUUUUUUCUUUUCUUGACUUUAUCGCUUAUGCACAGAUGAGAAUCAUGUGUUCACAGGAGGAAUCAUGUGCCUUUUUCAGUCAUUAUGCUACAUUUGACUGGGGAAUGUGAACCCCUUAAGCAUGUACAAUACUUUUAAAUGAAUUACAUCUGAAUAUAAAUAUAAACAAAUGUAAAGAUGUCUUAUAAUAGUAUGUUGUAAAAUUUAAGCGGUUAUCAGUACCUCAGUAAUAAUUAUGACAAUAAAAAAGAAAGUUUUUAUCCUUUA
Messenger RNA from Clupea harengus (Atlantic herring), 3478 nucleotides. RefSeq names its product polypeptide N-acetylgalactosaminyltransferase 9 (gene galnt9). Gene Ontology annotation, molecular function: polypeptide N-acetylgalactosaminyltransferase activity. Gene Ontology annotation, biological process: protein O-linked glycosylation. The record is from RefSeq and is a predicted model, not a curated record. Gene Ontology annotation, cellular component: Golgi apparatus. Lineage: Eukaryota; Metazoa; Chordata; Actinopteri; Clupeiformes; Clupeidae.